AUGGAGAAAGGUCAGGGUAUUUUCUCUGAAGACUCAGGAUCACUACCUCAGCAGGCCGGUCAGGAAAACAAAUUUACAGGCCAUUCAUAUCCUACGGGGAAGAUCCACAUCAUCGGAGACAUUUUCCAGUUCACAGUCGAUGUGAGCGAAUUUUCUCCAGAGGAUGUUAUCAUCACAUCCUCCAACAACCUGAUAGAGGUACAUGCUGAGAAGCUGGGAGAAGACGGCGCAGUUGCAAACACUUUUUCCCACAAAUGCAAACUACCAUCAGAUGUGGACCCCACAUCUGUAACCAUGACCCUAGAAGACAGUGGGGUCCUGACUGUCAGAGCUCACAGGGUGCUUUAA
This is a messenger RNA of Chelmon rostratus (copperband butterflyfish), 348 nucleotides long. RefSeq names its product heat shock protein beta-7-like. The transcript is spliced from 3 exons. The coding region runs from base 1 to 348 and encodes 115 amino acids. Gene Ontology annotation, cellular component: nucleus; cytoplasm. NCBI's taxonomy places the organism in Eukaryota, Metazoa, Chordata, Actinopteri, Chaetodontiformes, Chaetodontidae. The record is from RefSeq and is a predicted model, not a curated record.